This is a messenger RNA of Spodoptera littoralis (African cotton leafworm), 2229 nucleotides long. The record is from the annotation of a GenBank genome assembly. Lineage: Eukaryota; Metazoa; Arthropoda; Insecta; Lepidoptera; Noctuidae.
AUGUCGCUGAAAACUCUGGUCAGUUUGGUGGUGGUGCUACUGAGCAGCCACACGGAGUCAUCCCCGUACUUAACAGGAGGUCUGAAGACGUUCGCACUCGAGGAGGUGGUGCCAUUGACGAUCAACUUCUUUCCAGAACAACUGUCCGUACAAUGGAUAUCAGACACAGAAUACUUGUACAAGGAGCCGAGUAUAGGAGUGUGGAAGGUGGACGUGACUCAGGAGACAUAUUCUCCAUUGCUAGACGAAACUGACAUGGUUAAGAUACAAAACUUCUCGAUGUCUUCGUUUUCACAAGACUUGAAAUAUGUGUUGCUGACUACGAAUAAACAAAAGAAAUACAGACACUCGAGCACCGCCGAGUUCUGGGUGUACGAUCUCGAGACCAAGUCCAUCAUAAGACUAGGCAAAAGUCCUCUAGAUGUCGUGGUAUGGGGCAGCGGAAGGUCCCUGGCGUAUGUGAGUGACAACAACGUGUACUAUGUGAGGGACGUUGACACGGACAGUGCUGUGCCUCUCACCAGCGAUGGGAUACCUGGGGAGAUAUACCAUGGUGUCACCGACUGGCUUUAUGAAGAGGAGAUGUUCAACUCAGCCGAAGCAAUGUGGUUCUCUCCUGCUGGUAGCUAUUUAGCUGUUGCUUCGUUCAAUGACACCAAUGUAGCUACAGCGAUGUAUCCAUACUAUGGACAACCUUCUGACCUCAAUAACCAGUAUCCUGAAAUGGUAGAAUUUAAGUAUCCAAAGUCAGGUCUCACAAACCCCGUCGUGGGAUUACGGGUCUUCAAAUUGGAUGAUCCUCGGGGAGAACCGUGGAAUAUUCCAGCUCCUGUCGACAUCGUUGGCCUAGACCAUUAUCUAGGCAGAGUCAACUGGGCUUCCGAACAAAAUCUCAUAGUAUUAUGGCUGAACAGACGACAAAACGUCAGUGUACUAGUCAAUUGUGAUUUAGAAAAAGAUAAGUGCAGUAUUGUGAAAGAACACUCUGAAUCAAACGGUUGGAUUGACGUGAGGACGCCGUUCUUCGAUAGAUCGGGAAACAAGAUGUUGGAGAUACAAAACUUGUAUAAUGGAGACCAGCGGUUCCCUCAUGCGGGUCGGUUUAACUUCUUAUCUUUGACUACCGAAGACUUGAGUCCUGGAAACUCAUCGGUAAUGGAGAUUUUGGGGUGGAAUCAGGAUACGGAUACUGUGUACUACGUGGUGUCUCCUGGCACUGUGCCGUGGUUGCGUCAGAUGUGGGCGACGUCUGCCGGCGUGGUGCGUUGCGUGUCGUGCCGGGAGCCCGCGUGUCACCACGUGACCGCCUCCUUCUCUCCCGGCGCUAGUUAUGCUAUCGUCACCUGCAGCUCAUCUCUCAAUCCGCCUAAAAUCUUCCUUUAUAAUAGUGCGACGGACAGUUUCAAACUGAUCAAAGAUAAUUCGAGAUUGAAGGAAAAGUUGCGGCAUUAUAAGAUGCCGAUGAUAUUAUUCAACAUGGUCUCAUUAGGAGAGAAUCCACUGGGUCACAUCAAACUCUUGUUGCCACCUGAGAUGAAAUCUGGGGAGAAGUACCCCUUGAUAGUGAGGGUUUAUGCAGGACCAGGGACCAGCAGAGUAAAAGAUAAUUUUGAUUUAGAAUACUACAAUACGUACUUAUCAACGAAUAGGAGCUUUAUAGUGGCGUCUAUAGACGUCCGAGGUUCGGGAGCUAUGGGCGUGGAAGCCAUGCAUGCUGUUAACAACGCGCUCGGAACUGUUGAAGUCACUGACACUUUGGCUACCAUCAGAAGCCUAUUAAACGUGUACUCGUUCAUUGACCCUGAGCGCGUCGGUGUGUGGGGCUGGAGUUACGGCGGGUUCGUGUCCACCAUGAUGCUCAUACACGACGACCACCACACGCUCAAGUGCGGCGCUGCCGUGGCACCCGUCACUUCCUGGCUUUUCUAUGACACAAUGUACACAGAGCGCUACAUGGACACACCGCAAGCGAAUCCGAUAGGUUACGAGCGCUCUGACGUCAUCCGUCAGGCGGAGAAACUGCGCGGGCGCAAGUACCUGUUAGUGCAUGGUACUGACGACGACAAUGUGCACUUCCAGCAUAGUAUGUUGCUUGCCAAGCAGCUGCAGCAUAAUGAUAUUGACUUCCAGCAGAUGAGCUACGCGGACGAGAAGCACUCUCUACUGGGCGUCAGUCGACAUUUCUACCACAUGUUGGAUCACUUCUGGACUAAAUGUUUCGAGUGCUAG